Truncatella angustata is the source of this 714-nucleotide messenger RNA. RefSeq lists its product as uncharacterized. The transcript is spliced from 3 exons. The coding region runs from base 1 to 714 and encodes 237 amino acids. The record is from RefSeq and is a predicted model, not a curated record. Lineage: Eukaryota; Fungi; Ascomycota; Sordariomycetes; Amphisphaeriales; Sporocadaceae.
AUGAAGCUCAUCAUAACCGGGGCAACUGGAUUUGUAGGUUCGGAAGUCGUCCGCCAGGCCCUACGAUCAAAUCAGAUCUCUUCGGUCAUCGCGGUGGCCCGAAAGCCCGUAGAAUCCGGCGCGGGCAUUGAUACGUCGAAGUUAAAGAGCGUCAUCAUCAAGGACUACGCGGAUUACCCUGAGGAGGUGAAGAAAGAGUUUGCUGGCGCGGACGCGUGUAUCUGGACGGUAGCCAUAACUCCCACGAAGUCCAAGACGUAUCCAUGGGAUGAAGUCAAACGAGUAUGCCAACAUUCGACAAUUGCAGGUAUGAGGGCGAUACAUGAAGCAGGGCCAAACAAGCCGUUCCGUUUCCUCUACGUGAGCGGCGUGACGGCGGAGCGGGACCAGACUAAGAAGCCCGGCUGGUUACCAGAGUACACUCUGAUGCGCGGUGAGACCGAAACGCAAGUUCUCACCUUCGCCGCGGAACAUGGUUACGAGGCGGCUGCAGCUAAGCCGGGCCUCAUCAGCUCAAAUCAAACGGUAGCAAGGUCAAUUUUAGGCACGUUUAUGAGAGUCACCGGAGCGUUUCCGAAUGUCAAGGUCGAGGAAAUCGCGGCGGCUAUGUUACAGCAAGCCGUGAAUGGGUUUGAGAAAGAGCCGCUGGAGAAUGCGGAUCUGGUUCGUAUCGGACAGGCGGCUCUAAAGGACCAAGAAUCGAGAGCUAAUUGA